Messenger RNA from Paecilomyces variotii, 1239 nucleotides. RefSeq lists its product as hypothetical. Gene Ontology annotation, molecular function: DNA-binding transcription factor activity, RNA polymerase II-specific; zinc ion binding. The coding region runs from base 1 to 1239 and encodes 412 amino acids. The transcript is spliced from 3 exons. Gene Ontology annotation, biological process: regulation of DNA-templated transcription. The record is from RefSeq and is a predicted model, not a curated record. NCBI's taxonomy places the organism in Eukaryota, Fungi, Ascomycota, Eurotiomycetes, Eurotiales, Thermoascaceae.
AUGUCUCCUGCCGGCUCCAAAGGCAACAAAAAUACACCUGCGCGGAAGAAGGCCUGCAGACAAUGCACCAAGGCGAAAGCCCGUUGCGGUCACGAGAGACCACGUUGCUCUAGAUGCCAGUCCCGGAACUUGGACUGUCAGUACACGACCUCAACAAGUGGAUGUUAUUCUAGCAUGUCACCUGCUAACCAGACAAAUCAUGACAUCUUCCACGGCAUAAGCACAUCGCAGUUUGGAGGUCAAACCCCGCAACCGUCGAGAAGCAGUGUCUCAGAUAGGGGUGAUGGGUCCGUCACCAGUCCUACGCAUCAGCUAGGGUCUUCGAAUCUAGUUCAAACUGAUACUAGAUCACAAUUAUCUGAUCGUCUGAAUCUGGACUUCUCUCAUCUUGAUCUCGUGUCUAUUGCAGAUAGCACUCAGAUUCGAAAUCGCUGGUUGGAGAGCUUCUUUCCGUCAGAUAAUCAGAUCCCGAAAACAUUCUUACCGUAUACGGUGCAGUUUCUAUCCUGCGUCUUGGCAUCGUAUCCAAAGUACAUGUUGAGAGACGUAUGUGUCCCACCGAUUAUACAUACAGUGCAAGUAAAUACAAGGGAACUCCCACUUGCGUUGGCGAACUGCUACAGCCUAGUUCGUAUGUGGGAAACGAGAGCCAUUGGAAGCGAGGCGAUCGUAACAUCAACUGUGCAGCGGGAAAUGGAGAGAUUGAUAGAAGAGCGCGAGUCAUAUGGACAAAUGGAACUGCUCGCUGCGUCGCAGGCAUAUUUGAUUUAUGGUAUUCCACUCGUCGACAGCUCAACCAUUGUACAUCUCCAAGAAUUCUCUUCCAGACUCGCCCUCGGUGGGCUGAUAUCUGCGGCAGAACUGAUGCACACCCGUCCUUCAUGGGAAUCGUGGAUUGUGGCUUCAGCAAAAAGGCGCGUUAUUUUCGCCUCUUAUCUUUUCAACAACGUAUUCAAUUCAACAAACCAGGUCCCAGUAUACCUUGCUGAAGAACUAGGUGACCUUCCAGUUCCUGGAAACAAAUUACUAUGGGAAGCGAAAGAUCGUGUAACUUGGGAGAAAGAGUAUGACAGACAUCUCUCACUAUGGGAAGACGGAGAUCUGAGAACGUUCGAACUCUGGCGCUCCCCAGAGACGGGGUCUCCAAACAGACGCAAAAGAAUCCAUCAGUGGCUACGAUCUGUUGAUGAGUUUGGGAUGAUGCUGUUUGCUACCUGUGCGCAUCUACACGGAUGCUAG